CCUGCGCUUCUCGUAACGGAGACUCCAGACGCGCAGCGUGGUAGCAGACGGGGCGCACAGAGCGUCUGUCCCUCUGAUUUUUUUUGUCGCACAGGGGAUCGUAUACCUUACAUUCCGGCAGAAGCGGCAAGUUGAAUAGCCGUCACCGCAUCCCUCUGCAACUUGUCAAGGCAAAGGCAUUUGUUUCCACCGCCCGAUAACAAAGAAGUUGGAGGGGAGCGACAGAGCACGAAAGAGACUAAUGUUGGAUGGCAUAGUAAAGACAACCUGAAGGACCUGAGAGCCAUCAUUCGCACAGAGUGGCAGCAAGGUCAUGAGGCUAAGGGAUGAUUUGUCCUUUUCCUGCCAAUGAAUCACUGAUGGAGUUGUCACGAUGGGCAUAUAAAUAACGUAGGACCUUUGAAGAAGUACUUUUCCAAACCACUGGAUUGUUCUGGAGUGAAAAGCCAUCGAAGAUCAAACAAAGAGUCAAAACUAGUCAUGACAUUUCAAGGAACAGGACUACAGAAGAGUUUUCUUUGCAAAAAAAGUUAAAAAGAGUUAUUUUGGACAGCUUAGUAUUAAACCACCUGAAGUACGCACCAACCAACCAAGUGAAGUCUGAAACAGUAAAAACAACCAAGUCAAGAAUGAAUGGAAACCAUUACUCUUCAGGGGCAGGAUCCCUGUUUUCCCUUAGUUUCCCCACUAAGUGAGCCAAUGUAUUAAAAUCUUUUGGGUUUUUUUGCCUUCAAAAUUUAAGCUUGAAAGACAUUUCAAGUAGUUUCACUACUUUUCGGUCAUACUUAAAAAAAUAUCAGAAACUCUAUGAAGUGGAGCAGAUAGUAUAAAAGAAUCAGGAUGACCGACCAUGUUACAGUACAAACAGAAACUCUGCAGGUGGUAGGAAUCCAAUAUGCCCCAUGACCUGCUCUGUAUUCAGCAGAUAAGUUCAGAUUUAUUUGUGAUCCCAUGGAUUAACUUUCAAGUUCUCACACAAAGACCUUUCAUGUUUUCCCUGGUGGAGUUUUAUUUGGUAUAAAACUACAACCGAAAAACUCUUCCUGUCUGCAUGCAUCUUUUAUAUUACAUGUAGACCCAGGGUGGGUUUACUUCUUUUUUUUUUCUCCCUAAUUUAAAAAAAGAAAAAAAAAUGGCUCCUUCUUGGACAGCAGGAGCUUGGACAUUGUUCGCAGCAUUGGGUCUUAUUAGCUGCUGCAGUUUUGGCUGGUGUGAGCCCUCAAGGACUAGUAGUUUGACCCCAGGAGGGAGUAGACAGGAACAAGGACCCUCAUCACUUGAACGAGUCAAGAGAGGAUGGGUGUGGAACCAGUUUUUUGUGGUGGAGGAGUACACAGGCACAGAGCCGCUAUACGUUGGAAAGAUCCAUACAGACUCUGACGAAGGGGAGGGCAACAUCAAGUACACUAUCUCUGGAGAAGGGGCUGGCUCCAUCUUCAUCAUCGAUGAGCUAACAGGAGACAUCCAUGCCACAGAGAGAUUGGACCGGGAAGAGAAGGCCUCUUACACGCUUCGGGCUCAGGCACGGGAUAGGCUGUCCAACGACCCUCUUGAACCAGAGUCAGAGUUUGUCAUCAAGGUCCAGGACAUCAACGACAGUGAACCCAAGUUCUUGGAGGGUCCCUAUAUCGGCAGUGUGGCAGAGCUGUCGCCCAUAGGAACGGCCGUUAUGAACGUGACUGCAUCAGAUGCUGACGACCCUACAUAUGGCAGCAGUGCCAGAGUGGUCUACAGCGUACUGGAUGGAGAAAAGUUUUUCACUGUUGACAGAAAAACAGGGACCAUCAUGACAGCAGUGGCGGAUUUGGACCGUGAGACACAGGAUCGUUACGAGUUGGUUGUCAAGGCAACAGACAUGGCAGGACAAAUGGGCGGUCUCUCCGGCUCCACCACGGUGACCAUAGUGAUCACAGAUGUUAAUGACAACCCACCGCGCUUCCCACAGAAGAUGUACCAUUUUUCGGUGUCAGAGGGGGUGGCUGUGGGGACACCAGUUGGACGCGUCAUUGCCACAGAUGCCGACAUGGGAGAGAACACAGACAUGAGCUACCUGAUCAAAGAGGGAGGGGACCUCUUCAAGGUCACUACUGAUGUUGAGACUCAGGAAGCUGUUGUCUCCAUCAAGAAGCCCCUGGACUUUGAGACCAAGCGCACACACAGUGUGGUGGUGGAGGCAGUAAAUAAGCAUGUUGACCCUCGCUUCGAGGACCUGGUUUCCUUCCGAGACCAGACCAUUGUCCAAGUCAGUGUGUCAGACAUAGAUGAGCCACCCAUUUUUCAACCAGCAGAGGGUGCAAUCAUGGAAGUGCAGGAGGAUGCCAAAGUUGGAGCGCUGGUUGGCAUUGUCACUGCCAGAGAUCCAGAUGGGAAGAAUAAACCUGUCAGGUUUUCCAUCGAUCGGACCACAGACCAGGAGAUGAUCUUCCAUAUUGAUCCUGAUUCAGGUGCUAUCACACUGGGCAAGAUUUUGGACCGGGAGACCGCAGGCUGGCACAAUAUCACUGUGAAGGCUGUAGAAGCAGAUAACCACACCAUGGCUUCCCACUCUGCAGUGAGUAUUCGGAUUCUGGAUGUUAAUGACAAUCCUCCUGAACUGGCAACACCAUACGAAGCCUCAGUAUGUGAAGAUGCCAAACCAGGCCAGUUAAUUCACACCAUCAGUGUGGUGGAUAGAGACGAGCCACAAUCUGGACAUCGCUUCUACUUCACCCUGGCCCCGGAAGCCUCCAGCAAUCGACACUUCACCCUGUGGGAUGUCAAAGACAACACAGCUGGAAUCUGGACCCAGCGGUCAGGCUUUAACCGCCAUGAGCAGAAUGUGUACUUCCUGCCUAUCCUGGUGGUUGACAGCGGGCCUCCCUCCCUCAGCUCCACAGGCACCCUGACCAUUCAUGUCUGUGGCUGUGACACAGAGGGAGCCAUCCAGUCCUGCAAUGCCACAGCCUAUGUAAUGAGUGCUGCUCUCAGCCCUGGGGCACUUAUAGCCCUACUGGUCUGCAUGCUCAUCCUCAUAGUCCUUGUCUUGCUGAUCCUGACCCUGAAACGCCACAGGAAGGGCCAGAGGAUGGCCGAGGAUGAGGAGGACAUGAGGGAUAACGUCAUCAAAUACAAUGACGAGGGUGGCGGGGAGCAGGACACUCAGGCAUAUGACAUGAGUGCCCUGAGGAACCUCUAUGACUUCCCAGAAGCCAAGAGCUGUGACUCUGGCCCAGACAUCCGCUCACUGCCGCAGUGGAUACAGGCUAACCGGGUGGGAGGGGGUGCAGAGGGACCUGCAGCAGCGGCGGCAGACUUCUCCCUAUUCAAAGGCUACAUCCGAAAGAAGGUGGAACAGGCAGAUGCUGAUCUGUCGGUGCCUCCGUAUGACUCCUUCCAGACGUACGCCUUUGAGGGCACCAGUUCACCAGCGCUUUCACUCAGCUCCAUCCACACGCUGUCCACCACCUCGGAACAGGAUUUCUCCUACCUCAGCGACUGGGGACCACGUUUCAGGCAACUGGCAGGCUACUACGCUCCAGGAAACCUCGAGGAGGAAGGGUCCUAGCACAGCUUCUCCUCUGCAGAGACAUUUAAACUCCCUCUUCUUCCUUCUUCUUCUUUGCCUCCUCUUCUCACCCUCUGGCACUCUACUGAGAUCAUCAGAGCCAGCACUGUGUACUCUUUAAGGACCACCUCUUUAUCUCUGAAAGACAAUUCACAGUGUAGAACUUUGAAAUCAAGUUUUUUUUUACACUGUAUGGCAUUUGUGAGAGUUUUCAAACAUCAGCAUGAAAGCGCUGAUGAUAUGAGAAAGAGUGAAGAAAAAGAUAUCCAGUCACAAAAAUUGCCAUUUAGUCUGAAGGGAAGAUUUUCUCACUCCCAAAUCAUAAAUGACAACCUUUAUUUUAAACUACGAUACUGUUUUCAGAGUUUAAAAUAUCAACAUUACGUAGGUAGGAUUUAACCAUGCCAAGGGAAACUGUCUGACAAACAUGUAUUUAUUUAAGGAGGAAAUAUUUAUGUAUUUAUUUGUUUUUAUGUAUUUAUUUAUUUAUUUACACCAUGAUCACUAUGGUAACUGCAACAGUGAACUCUGCUGAAGUGCAACAGAAAAAGGAAGUGGAGGAGGACAUUAUAAAAAGAAUGAGAGACAAUGUGGAAGAGAGAAAGGACUGCGAGUGCAGAGGUGACAUCUGGGUCGUAUAAAAAUUACAUUCUGGAAAAUAUUUGUAUUUAUUUUCUAUGACCACUUUUGUAAAAUAGACGGAUAGAUGAAAAGCAGAGUCAAAUAGAAAGAGGGAACAGAUGGAGUGAAAGAACUGCAGAAGAAAAGAGCUGCCAGGUCAGUCUGAACGGUUGAGACUGACAUACUUUUGCUGUAUUUUUGUGAUUUAUAAAAGGGGUUUUGGAGGUCACAAACUGAGGACAAUUCUGUGUUAACAAUUUCUUUUCUUAUCGUCUCCACAGCCAAUUGUAAGGCAAUAAGGCACAAACCGCAACAGUGAUUUAAGACUACACAAAAUGACUGUUUCAUGGAAUUGGCUGGUGGCCAGCUUUGUCCCACAGGGAGACAGUUUUCAUUCCAGAUUUGUGUGUGAAUGUGUACAAUAUGUUCAAUUCAUUUUAUAUCCUGAGACAUUUGAUUUUUCUUUUGAUAUUUUAUUAACCUUUGGGGAGGGAGGGGGAUCUAUUGACAGCAGGACAGUUGUGUCUAAUUAAGAGGGAAUGGGUUCAGCGUAACAGGAUGAAUGGACUGGUCACAUCCACCUGAUAUCCACAACCUAUUCAAUGUUGCAAAUGUAUGAAAAAAAAAAAAAAAAUGAAAACAAAUAAAUAUUUAAUUUUUUUGGUAAAAACCUACAUCUCGCUGUCUGCAAUGAACUAAAUUGCUUAGUAAGUGAGAUCACAGUGAUAAAGUAAAUAGAGCAUCCCUGUUACUAAUUAUUGUUUGCCACUUGUUUGCUGAAGAUGUCUCCUGAAUUAUGAAUAAUUGUGGAGCUAGCGUGUGUUUACACCAGGGGUAGAUUCAGAGAAUAGUCCUAGAUGGAAACAAACAGACCAUAUGACAGCCCACAGCCAAACAAAGACUCUCCUCUCAGUGUGGCUCCCUCCUGGCUGCCUUCUGCCAAACUACUGUAAUUGUCGUAGUCACCAGAGGAUGCUGAGGCAUAAGAAGAUGCUUUCAUCUUUAUGAUCUGCUGCUAAAAUAGCCAGUCAGACAGUGGCUGAGAUUCACAUUCAAUUGCUUUCAUAACUGUGUUUCAAAGAAAAUGUCAGCUUUUUUCCCCGGUCAUUAGUAGGUCUACUGUAUCCACUGACUGCUGAGAGCUGACUUUGGACUGUGUUUCAAACAUAAAUUAUCCAUCACUGAAACAACAAGAAGCUUUCUCCAGACUUUUAGUCUUCUGUUAUGGAGCUGAAGUGGCAGCAACUUGGAAAAAAUACAAAAGUACUGCAGCUGUCACACUCCUUUUUGUCUGUACAAGUGUGGGAAUGAUGCCACAAUUAGCAAAUUCAGGUUUUGCUCAUUUUACAACAGUGGUGAUAAUCUGAGUCACCAACAAAAGUGUGUAAUUCACCAAGGACAACAAUAAAUAGUCUGAUACAUUUGAUAAAUAGUCAGAUACAUUUGUAAUUUAGUUAGGUAAAAGUUCAAACUUAUAUUGAUUUCACAAUGUAAAUCACAUUUUACGUAACUGCCUUUCUAAAAAUGCAGCAUUCCCCAUUACUGCAUUGACCUAUACCACUGCAAUGUAUGUAUUUAUUUGUGUAUCUCUGCCAAGGAGUAAUUUGGCCAUUUAUUAUUAAUCAUAGCCUUUAGCCGAACAGCAUUUGCUAACUGACAACCUAAUAUCAUAGUCUGGAUAUACACACAUAUAGGUCAGCAUGAGCUCCACAGUCACAGUCACACAGUGGGGAGGUAAAUACAUGUGUGCCUUUAAAGAAACUCUGUACAAAACAAUGCCAUCUGGAUGGCCAUCGGUCUUGUGACUAAUGCUGUGAAAGCUGAGGUUAAAGAGUAAGAACAUAUUCGGGGGAAGAAAGCUCCCCUGGUCACUUCAAUCCUAUUUUCCCUGAAAACAUGCCUUUCAUUUAUUUUCCAUCAUUGUCACAGUAAAUGUCAUUUCCUAACGAUGGCCUGCACAUGUGAACAUAAGAAUGUGUUUCCAUAAAUCAGACUAUUUCCCCCCAACUCCAAGGGCAAAAUGAGGGCCCGUCAUUAGUUAUGCAGAUAGAUGUUUGGUGAUUGACAGUUGUUCUCUCGGGGGACAGCUGUGUGCACAUAAUAUAUCCUCUUCUCUUCUCACUUGGCCGGGUAAUGACAAUUGAUUAAACAUUGGGGGGAAAUAUAAAUGGGCACUGCAGAAAAUAUCAAUCAUAUAUAGCCUAAUAACUGAAUAGCAUUAGUUUAAAAAAACAUUUGCUUUUCAGACACACUCAAAACAAAGCGUUCACCUUUACCAGGCUAACAACAAAUCCAUUUAGCCAAAAUACACUGCAUAAGCAAACCUGAAUUCAACACAACAAAUGCAAAUGCAGCACUCUGACAAGUUGAAUUAAUAAAGUGUGAUGGCUAUUAUAGUUAGAUGGCCAUUGACUCUUAACAAAAAUUGCACUCAGGUAUAGACCUGCGUGUGUUUUAUUUACAAAAUGACACCUUUUCCAUGUCUAGACAAGCACUUCAUUCAAAGCUUAGAUAAUGACGAUGACUGUCUUGUUGUUGUUUUUGUGACAGUACAUUACUUGGACCUGUGAAGAUCAUUCAAUUUAUUUUAUACAAUAUUAAAUAAAAAACAAUAGCACCAUUUGUAUAGUACUUUAAAAACUCAGGAAGUGAAGUUAAGUGCUUGAAAAUCAAAUGAAAGGCCUUAAAUAAAACAAAAAACUAAGUAAGACACAAUAAGCAUAGAAAAAAAAAAAAAAACCUAGAGGCAUCAAACAGCAUGCAAACCGUUUUCAAAACCACUUAACUUGUUUAGGACAGCAGUGGGCCAGGAGCCUUUCCCAGCAUGCAGUGGGCAAAAGGCAGGCUACACUUUGAACAUGUCACUAGUCCAUCACAGGGUGAACACAUACAGAUACCCCAGGCAGUUAAGUUUCCUCUUCACCUAACCUGUGUGGCUUUGGAUGGCACCUGAAGGAAACCUCUGCAGGAACAUGGACACCAUGCAAACUCCACAGAGAAAAGAGCCAGGAUCUUUUUCGCUUUGAGGCAACAGUGCCCCCAUCAAAUAAAAACACAUCUACAAAAAUAUGUUUAAAGCCGUUAAGAUGAUAUUGAUUCUGUUAUUGCCCAAGCUCCUCAGGCAUGUUGUUCCAAAUCACAGAGGCCCUGAUGGAAAAAGCCUGGUUACCCCUUCUUUUAAUUCUAAAUGGUGAAUCAGCCAGAAGGGCCGUGCUCAAGGAUCAGAGGCUGUGCACUUGCUCAAAGAGGGAUAAAAUGUGUGAAGUAUAGCCAGGGGCCAAACCUAACUAAGCUUUAAAGCUGAUCAGUAGAAUUUAUGAGUGACAAUUUAGCUUUUUGCAGGCUGGUAACACAGGAUACCUUUGGUUUUAUGCUUCUGUAUAGAAUAUCUAAAUAAGGAGUCUUAACGAGGAUAAAAAUGUCUUAAAACUCCAUCAUGCAUGUUUUUCUAUAUUACCAAGUGUUGCAAGUACUGCUGCUCCCACUAAGAAUCAACAGCUUUAAGCAGGUUUCAUCUGCUUGCUGUUUUCUUCUUUUGGUUUGUUGGUCUGUGUGAAUGAGUCCCUCUGGCUAUCACAACUCCCCCACAUAAAGCUGUACUUUCCAGUGCCUUUCAGUCCACAAGUUCCCAAAAUGACAGAGAGCCAAAGUAAGCACCAACCAGGACAAGUAAGCUGCACAUAGCAAGUCAAAGACCCAGAUUUCCCUCAGGGGGUACUCCAGUGGAAUAUGUACGCAUCUGCUUCUUUCUUCUGGACAUGUAAGUAUUGUACAUGUGAAACAACUGUUUGCUAAUAUGCUAGCCACAAGAACUUAAGAUGAUAUGGUUUAUAGAGGCUGCUUUUUCAUUUCAUUUCAUUUCAUUCUUGUGGUCAAAAAUCUUUAAAGUUGGAUUAUGAAUAAUGACACUUCUACAACUGUCACAUGUCGUGUACUGGAUAAGAGCACCAUAUUGAAUGUCCUACCUUCAGAUUUGGUAACUGUCUGGUUCAAGUUUAACUUCAGGCCACUGUCACAUAUUAUCUACAGCAGUGGUUCUCAACCUUGUUGGCUAACCCCCAAAUUGAGAAACAUCAAACAUACCCAUAUUUGAUAAGAUUAAAUAAUAAUGAAAUAGAAAAAAACAACAAAACAUACAUAUAUAUAUAUAUUUAUUUUAAUUUAAUUUAAUUUAAUUUAAUUUAAUUUUUUAUGUUUUGCCUCCCUGGAUCUACAGCACUGACAGCAAGCCUGCUGUGGAUGACAAUUGCUCUACAAAUUGGUGAGGUGGAAUGAUUGACAUUUGGCCCCAUUGAAUAGUUAUAAAAUAUAAUAUUUAGGGACCUGUAGCAAGUUAAAUUUCUUAGUGUCAUUGAAAUAAAAGGCGAUUACACAGGUUUAUGAUAAUAGAAAGCUUCUACAACCCUGCAGCAAGUUUAUUUUUUGUUACUGUUAAAUCAAAACUUGAAUGAAGGAGAGUGUGCAGGAGCUAUAUUCACUCCCUCACCUUGUCUGGCUGUUGUUUAUGUCAAAUGUAUUAUUCAUAUAUAUUUGAUCUUCAUUUAAGUAUUUAUUUGUUUUCUUGGUUGGGUGUGGUGCUCUCAUUAUCAGGUGCACAUAAAUGACCAGUUUACCAGGUGAUGGCAAUUUGGACCUUACCAAGUGGCAUUUGAAGAAGGGGUGAAGCCAGGGCUUCUUUUUCUUUAACUUUUGACUCCUUGAAGUAACACCAUCUCUAGUCUAGAGUGUAAUGUUGUAGAGUAAUUGUGCAGUUAAAAUUUUAAUUAAACAUUUUAUGUUGUCAA
Molecule: messenger RNA, 8949 nt
Organism: Dicentrarchus labrax (European seabass)
Lineage: Eukaryota; Metazoa; Chordata; Actinopteri; Moronidae
Product: cadherin-22-like
Exons: 14
Coding region: 1133-3544 (803 amino acids)
Biological process (GO): cell-cell junction assembly; cell morphogenesis; multicellular organism development
Cellular component (GO): plasma membrane; adherens junction; catenin complex
Molecular function (GO): cadherin binding; calcium ion binding
Source: RefSeq, a predicted model, not a curated record